Drosophila takahashii is the source of this 1025-nucleotide messenger RNA. Its product is annotated as esterase CG5412. Gene Ontology annotation, cellular component: nucleus; cytoplasm. The record is from RefSeq and is a predicted model, not a curated record. Gene Ontology annotation, biological process: response to retinoic acid. Gene Ontology annotation, molecular function: hydrolase activity. Lineage: Eukaryota; Metazoa; Arthropoda; Insecta; Diptera; Drosophilidae.
CUAUUGGCAGCCCCUAACCUUGUUUAUUUUUUAUACUUUUAUUUGCCGACUAAAAACGGAUAAAACAUUAGAUAAAAGCGGUACAGAAUGACCAACAAUGAUGCGGCGGUGGAGACAGCCGGCUCUAGUAGAGCUGGCGGCAGCAAGCAGCAGCCCAAGCUGGAGAUCACGGAGAAGGUGCGUGUUUUGUGCCUGCACGGCUACCGCCAGAAUGGAGAUGCCUUCAAAAACAAACUGGGAUCCUUCCGCAAGUUUGCCAACAAGUACGCGGAAUUUGUGUUCAUCACGGCGCCGCAUGUGGCCGCAGCUCUGGAAUCUGCCGGGGAGCCUGUGCCGGAGCAGAGGAGCUGGUGGGCCAACAAGGAGGAUGGAUCCUUCAAGGGAACAAACAAGGGUGGACCCGCUUUUGGCUUCCAGGAGAGCCUGCGCUGCGUGGAGGAGGCGUGGCGGACGCAGGGACCCUUCCAGGGACUCCUGGGCUUCUCGCAGGGCGCCUGUUUCGUGGGCCUCAUCUGCGGAUUGGCCAAAAAGAAGCUGACCUCCAUCCGCCCGGAGUUUGCGGUGCUCUCCUCGGGCUUCUUGUCCGGCAGCCUCGUCCACAUGAGCGCCUACGAGGAGGCCAUCAGCAUACCCACGCUGCACAUCUACGGCCAGACGGAUGAGAUUAUACCCAAGGAAAUGAGCGAAUCACUGGCCGCGCACUUCAAGAACGCCGAGCGGCUGGAGCACAGCGGUGGCCACUACUUUCCGGCGACGGCGCAGCAGAAGCAGACGUUCAUCAACUUCUUUCAGGACCGGCUGCAGGAGUAUCUGGAGCACCAGGAGCUGCAGCAGAGCGGCAAUGCCUCGUUCGUGGACAGCGGAGCGGAGGACGACAACGAUGCCGAGGUGGCCGCCAUGACGGCCGAACUGGACGAGUCUAGUGAUUGAUGACUUCUUUUUCGUUCGUUUUUAAUAAUAAUUAAAUCUUAUUAUUACAAAAAUAAUGAUUUGAUUAUAAAUUAUAAUAUAUAAUUAGAACCCAA